GGGUGGACGGCCUGCACGUGAGUCACCGUGAUGGCCAGCAGCUCUGAUGUGGUGAAGAGAGUCACGAGGUUCAAACUUCAGCUCGCGGACACAGCAGAGUCUGCAACGGUUCUUAGAAUCUUGCAGAAACUCAAGGAUAUGAAUAUCACACUAGAGGUGCUUUCUGAAACUGGAAUUGGGAAAAUCGUUAACUCUUGGCGCAGACAUGAGAAGGCCGGAGAACUUGCCAAGUCGUUAGUUAGAGGUUGGAAGAAACUUCUCUCUAAGGAGGGCACAAGCCUCACAGAUGAUGCGUCCGAGGCGGUUUCUGUUAAAGACAAACUGGACGACCAAAAGUGUCCAGACGCUGGAGCUUUGAAAACAGAUUUAAACAACAACAACUGCGAAACAUCUCACAGCAAGAGUCAGGAUUCUUCAGAUGAAGCCUUCGUCAAAACAGGGAGUAAGAAAGAGAAACAACGGUGUGGAGAGCAGAAAGGAAAAAAGAAGGAAAAUCCAACAAAAACUGAACAAGUAAAGGAGCAUAUUUUCCAGAGUGAUGUCUUGGAAAAGAAAACUGAAUCAGAUGAAAUAGAUGAUUCUUUUCCUUCCAAGAAAAAUGAUCAGAGAGACAGAAAAUCCAGAGACGGCAACAAAAAUCCAAAGGAGGCUCAUCUGAGAUCCAGGUCUGAUUCCAGGGAAAAACUGAGAAUCAAUUCCGACAGUGGAAGAUUUGUCUCAGAAAAGGAGCCAAAUAAGAAAUUAAAGAAGAAAAGCCAAGAAUCUUUUUCAUUUGAAACCAGUGACAAAUACUCAAAAACUUUAAAACUGACCAAUGUUGGAGAUGACGAAUCUUCAGGAAUAUCAAGGAGCUCAGAGUCCCGGAAGAGAAAAAGGAAGAAAACAAGUAAAGAGCGGAGCCCUGCUCUCAACCACGAACAAGAGUCUGAGGAUAAGGGAUGUUCAAAAAACAAAAAGGCCAAAAUGAAACCCAAAGAUGAGGGAGGUGGCGUCGACCGAACAGAGGCCUCCAAGUCUUUCGAAUCGUUCUUGAACUAUGAUAUGAACGUGUCGAAGAAGAAAGAAAGAUGUGGAGCGAAGAAAACGUCCAAAAAACUCAAGAUUAAAGUAAAAGAGGAGGCAACGAAACAUCCUGAUGUUAAACCUUUCAAAUUAUCUGCAAAUGGUAGUCCUCUGAAACAGAGAUUUCAGGAUUCUGUCAUGGAGUUGAUGAGCAUCCCUUUACCGGCUUCUCUGCCUGAAUGCGAAAAGCCAUCCUGUGUUGAUUAUGUUGACAUGAGAGUUGAGAAAGAGUCGGAUAUAUGUGAGGUCUCCGAGGAGCCCGCCAUGUUCACUGGUCAGCGGCUGAACAAGAAGAUGCAAGUGUACUCAGGCGCCAAGACCGUCUUCCUCCCAGCCAUGCUGAGCUUGUACCAGCAGUGUAUCCGCACCCUCCAGAACAAUAUUGGCAUGCUUCAUGAAACUGGUGGGGUCCCGUUUGAAAUCCUCGAGCCGGUGCUGGAGAGGUGCACGUCGGAGCAGCUGCUACGCAUUGAGGAGUGCAACCCAAUCUACGUUGGAGUGACAGACCAUUUAUGGGGUAAACACUGCCAGAGGGACUUCAAGCACUCCAGCCUUCAGGAGUAUGAAUCGUGGAAGGAGAUGUACGUCAGGCUGUCAGAAGAGAGGGAGAGGAAGCUGCAUAGACUGACAAAAACCAUUAUUUCUGCACAUUCUGUUAAACCUAAAGGUAGGCAGGUGAAGAUGGCAUUUAUUCACACUGUUGCCAAGCCACCGAGAGAUGUGCGAAUUCAGCAGGAGAUUCAUGGAACUGCUAGUCAGCAGCCUAAUCCCCCCAGGAGCAGUGUCAAGGUUGAAGACAACAGAUUGCGACCAAGUUAUAAUGAGCCCAGCAAAACCAACAGCUCCAGUUCAGGGGGAAGCACUACUCAAGACCCCCGCAAAAAAACAAGAGUUGCUCCGAUGAUGGCAAAGUCCUUGAAGGCAUUUAAGAAGCAGCUGGGACGAAGAUAA
This is a messenger RNA of Pleuronectes platessa (European plaice), 2013 nucleotides long. RefSeq names its product elongin A, like (gene eloal). The record is from RefSeq and is a predicted model, not a curated record. Lineage: Eukaryota; Metazoa; Chordata; Actinopteri; Pleuronectiformes; Pleuronectidae. Gene Ontology annotation, biological process: transcription elongation by RNA polymerase II. Gene Ontology annotation, cellular component: nucleus; elongin complex. The coding region runs from base 31 to 2013 and encodes 660 amino acids. The transcript is spliced from 11 exons.